AUGGCGUAUACUGGUAUACAUGCGACUUGUCUUUGCUGUAGCUUUUUACUGGCAUUAUUCGCAAUCGCCGGGGGAAUAAGCCACACAAAGGUUUACCUGAGUAACAACGAAUAUCAUAAUAUAGUUAUUGGGAUUGACGAGAGCGUAUUGGAGGACAGCGAAUUGCUGGAUCGAAUAAAAGAUGUCUUCACAGAUGCAUCUGCCUUCCUAUAUGAAGCGACAAGAAAACGUGCCUUUUUCAAGAACAUAUCUAUACUCGUCCCCAAAUCAUGGAAAAACCACCCGCAAUAUGCAGUACCCGAAUUUCAAAGCUUCUACAAGAGCGACAUUAGAAUUGGUACCGGGAAUGCUCAUGGCCCUUACGUUUAUAAGACUACCCCCUGUGGGGAGACAUCUGACUACAUGCACUUGACAGCUGGGUAUAUGAAGAACGACAGUAUUGCACGUGCGUAUGGGCCGUAUGAAAAGACUAUAGUACAUGAAUGGGCACAUCUACGAUGGGGCGUGUACGACGAAUAUCCAGGUGGGGACACCCCAUACUUCUAUGCAGGUUUGAACGGAGAAAUAGAAGCCACGCGGUGUUCCGCACAGAUAACUGGCAUCACGUUUAAUAAGGCGACUCUCAAUGAUUGUGCCAUCUUGCAUAAUUUACCAGAGCCGGACUGUCGAUUUUACGAUUUCAAGAACACAUCGGAAACAACGGCAUCACUCAUGUACCGCCAAUAUCUCCCACAACUGGCUCAUUUUUGUGACAACGACGCCAUGGCAAGUACGCCGGGGAGUGUGCACAACUAUCAGUCCCCGAGCAAACAUAACAGAUUAUGCAACGAGAAAAGCGUUUGGGAGGUGAUGCGAGAGCAUGUUGAUUUCGCUGGUGGGGUCAAUCCAACGCGGGAAAAGGCUUAUACAGUACCAGAUUUCCACGUUGUUAAACAAAGAAACAAACGAACUGUAUUGGUAUUAGAUAUAUCGGAUAGCAUGAACGAGUUCCUUAGAUUAGAUAAGCUGAGACAGGCCGUUAGUAAUUACAUUUUAAAUAUCAUCGAUGAUGGCGAGGAGCUUGGUUUAGUUGUAUUCAAUUUCAUGGCCACUAUUAAGUCACAGCUCGUAGUAAUUUCCGAUACUACAAGAGAAGAGCUCUUACUUCUUAUUCCUACAAGUGACGACACUGAUGGGGCCACUAGUAUAGGCGGCGGAAUUUCUAAAGCUAUUGAGGUUUUGGAAGAAAAUGGCAGUGACCCGUCUGGCGGUUGUAUUCUACUUGUAAGCGACGGUGAAGAAAAUACAAAUCCUUUCAUUUCUGAUGUCAAGCCGACAGUACUACAGAAGCAUGUGACUGUUGACACCAUAGCAUUCGGUGCAGAUGCUUCCUCAAUAGGGGAGCAAUUACCUGCAGCAACGGAUGGAUUGACAUUCUAUUAUUCAGAAAGGUCCGAUUCUAACGCAUUGAAUGAGGCCUUCAUCGCUAUUGCAAAAAGGGGUGACCCGGACGUAUCUGUAUUGAUUCACAGCAAUGCUAUGUCCCUCAAUGGUGGUGAGGUGUCAACUAUUAGUAUUACGAUUGAUUCUACAAUUGGACGAGGAACUGAAUUCUUGUUCAAUUACCUUGGUUAUCAAUCUAUUGAAGUUACUCUGCAUGCUCCCAAUGGAAGCAGUGUCGGCGAAGACUCUCCUUUCUACUACACGGAUAUUACAUUUCAAUCUAUAACAAUUAAACUACCAGGAACAGCCGAGAUCGGUGUAUGGACUAUAUCAUUAUACAAUCCGUCAGUGUAUUCCCAAUCCGUGACUACCAUAGUUCAAUCUAGGAGCAGAUAUCCGGGCCAGUACCCAAUAUCAAUUAAAUCAGAAUGGAGUGCUCUGGUCGUCACACCUCCAGAGGUGCUUAUUUUGUAUGUGACUAUUGCGAAAGGUACCAUGGCAGUACUUAAUGCUGCAGUUAUUGCCACUAUUGAGAGACCCAACAACGAUCCUAUUGAGUUGACCAUGGCAGAUGACGGUGCUGGUGCUGAUAUCACCAAUGACGAUGGUGUAUAUUCAUCAUAUUUCACAGCAUUUAAUGGAGAUGAUCGGUAUAGCGUUAAGAUUAGAAUUGCCAAUACUAACAAUACAAUGAUUAGUCGAAGUAACCUGGCCGGUGUUGGUUCCUUGAUUGACCCUGACUUUGAGAGUUAUAUAACAGAUACUGGUGGCGAAGAGACUGGGGAGUUUCAGAGAGUUUCCAGUGGCGGCAGUUUUAGAUGCCAAGGCUCAAUUUGCAAUGGUUACUCUGACGUCUAUGCUCCAUGUAAAGUUGUUGACCUUGAAGUAAAGCGUAUAUCCUUCAGUAAUCAGCAAAUCACAAUUCAGUUCACCGCACCGGGAGAUGAUCUAGAUUUUGGAAAUGCAACGCGUUAUGAGAUAUGGAUGUCCACUGCAUUUGCUCUGAUGUAUUCAGACCAUGAAAUGACAACCAACCUGACGCAACAUAAUUUAACAGAUGGUACGUUACAUUCACCACGGCCAUCCGGACAAAAAGAACAUUUUACUGUUAGAGUACCGGGACGAGGUGAUAUUACGUACGUAUUUUGCGUUGUCGCCGUAGACGCUUCCAACAACAGAUCACCUCGAUCCAACAUUGUCUCUGCUUCUAUGAAAGAUUUCACUUCAUCAACAGAUGACAAUGAAACUAGCUUUCCUCUAGCAUAUAUAAUGGUGACUAUCACCAUUCUGUUAUUAUUAUUUGUCUUCAUUACAACAAUACUUUGUAUGGUGAAGAAUACGAAGAACAAAGUAAUAUAUGUGGCGAGAAAUCCAAAGGAUGUAUGUUUAUCAUAUUUCUAUCACAUGCAAGUGGCACCAGCGGUUGAAACACUUAAACCGUUUGAUGAAUUCUUAGAAGAAUUUCUUAACGGGUCAGUGUUGAUGGGCGACUGGCCAUCUCAUGUUCUGUACUGGUGGGACAAGAGGAAUGAUGACAAUGUUCUUUUCCUCAAAUACGAAAACAUGAAACUGAACCUUAACACAGCAGUUGAAAAAGUUGCAACUUUUCUUGGCCACUCAUUGAGUGAAUCGCAAGUCAAAACAAUCGCCAAGUGGUGUGAUUUUGACGCUAUGAAACACCGUAAAGUCAAAGCCAAGGAUCAUAUGUGUGAUGCAUUCGGUAUUGACAAAUCGAAAUCUCCUUUCGUAAGAAUUGGUGAGUAG
This is a messenger RNA of Saccoglossus kowalevskii, 3186 nucleotides long. RefSeq names its product calcium-activated chloride channel regulator 1-like. The record is from RefSeq and is a predicted model, not a curated record. NCBI's taxonomy places the organism in Eukaryota, Metazoa, Hemichordata, Enteropneusta, Harrimaniidae.